AUGAGUGAGAGGACGUCUACUGAGGCCGAUGAUGUUUUAGAGUUUCUUGAAUCCCUUCCAGAGGGUAUCAAGACCACUUCUAAGGACGAAAACAAAGUCAAAAAUAAGGAUAAUGAGAUACUGGACUUUUUGGAUGAAUUGGAACAAAGUAACCUCACAUUGAACAAAGACAAAAAGCCCAAAAACAUCGAAAAGAGCGAAGGUUCUUUACAAGCAAGUGAACAAGCUACGCAAACAAAAGAUGCUGAUAACUCUGCCAACGUAGAAGCAGGUGUUGUCUCAGAAAAACAGAGUGAAUCAGCACAGGAGCAAGAUGCCGAACAAGACACAGAGGAAGCGGAAGAGGAACAAGGAGAGUUAGCAAAGGAAGAUAAUCCGUUGAAUGAUCCUAUUACAUCAUUUUCAAACUGGUGGUCAUCAUCAGGAUCUGCAACGGUUAAUGGUUUUUUUUCGAAAACCGCUGAGCAAGCUAAUCACUUAAAAGAUCGUCUUGCUCAAGAACAACAGGGCAUCACUUCAAGGCUACAAACUACAGGAAUAACUUCAAAGAUAAAUUCCUCUACAAUUUCAUCGCUUGCCAAGAACUUAACCAGAAUUGUAGUGGGUGAGACAGACGAGGUUUUGAGAAUUCAUUUGGUUCACGAUCUUGUAAACUAUCCGCUGCUGUCAUACCACGUCGAACAGCAAUUUGACAAUGUUCUGAGCUCGCAAGUUCAAAGUGGUGUCAGAAUUUUUGUAGACGAGUGGGAUCAUCCCCAUGAAGGAGAGGAGAAAAUCCAAGAUGGAAAGAGGUACCUUAAUAUGUUUAUGGGAAAAGUGGCAGAUGCUGAAAAAUUAGCAUUCGCAAACAUUGGAAAUGCCAUCAAGCUCUUCCAAAACGCAAAAGACGAGCUAUCGAAACAAAGAAUAGAAGCCAAAGGCUCAGAGUCAGGUGAAGAACUCAGCAUUUCAGAUAUCUUCGUGUCCAUUUUACCUGUCGGCAUCCCUCAGAAAAGCGAUGAUUCGGACAUCUUGACGACCGAUUCUAACCAGUCAGGCAAUUUUGCAUUUACCAUUGUCCUCAAAGACAUAACAAACGACAUCACCUCUAUUACAAGAUCGCAAGGAUUCCCUCUAAGAUGGGCUGAGUGGCUAGAGGGCACAUCAGAAUUAAGAACCAAAGAAGCCGCGAUAGAGGAGAGGGAGAAUAAAAAACCAAGUAGUGACGAAGAGGGUGAAGAAAUUGAUCCGAGCGAAUGGGUCAAAGAGUGGGUUGAAGAUGGUUUGAGCUUAGCUUUUGGAGUUGUCGCCCAGAAUUAUGUCAUCGAUCGAAUGGGAUUUUAG
Lachancea fermentati is the source of this 1323-nucleotide messenger RNA. The record is from the annotation of a GenBank genome assembly. Lineage: Eukaryota; Fungi; Ascomycota; Saccharomycetes; Saccharomycetales; Saccharomycetaceae.